Diabrotica balteata is the source of this 450-nucleotide messenger RNA. The record is from the annotation of a GenBank genome assembly. NCBI's taxonomy places the organism in Eukaryota, Metazoa, Arthropoda, Insecta, Coleoptera, Chrysomelidae.
AUGAUAGCUUUGUCAAUAAUUGUCAAAAUUGCCGAAUUAAGGCCCUCUCCAGAAGAAACUGAAGAGUCCACCAAAAUGUGGAGUGGAGGAGUAGACCUACAAGGACCUUUAUUCAUACACGAGCCUCCUCAUCGAGUAGAAUUCAGCAAUAGUUCGGGAGGAAAAGUAGACUGUACCGCACAAGGUAGUCCCCCGCCGGAAGUUGAGUGGAUUCUUGCGGAUGGAUCUCCUGUACAUCAGAAAAAUUCACCAUAUCCUAAAGGUCUCAAAGUACACACCGAGGUUGGUAGUUUGAAACAAAAAUAUGUGUACUUUGAAACGCUUAUUUAUUGGACGUUAAAUGCAGAUAAAUCGAUAGAAAAUGUCAUCUCAGCAUUUGUUCUGGCAGUGCCCGCCACUACUGAAAGAGCUUCUAGUUUCACCACCAUAUCUUCGACAGACAAUUCAUAG